AUGGGUUCCAAUGUUGCAAUCACCAUGCUGAAAGAUGUUCAUCCGUUCAAAACAACAUGGACGGUGGAAGUGAAGGUGCUGCAAAUGUGGAAAUCAUUUAGCGCACAAACUGGUUCUUCUUUUGAUAUGGUGUUGGCUGAUAAAAACGGUUGGAAAAUCCAUGCCAGAUGCAAACAAUCAUUGAUGGGCAAUAACGACAUGAGAGAUUCGUGGGUUGGAAAAUGGAAAGUUAUAUCUAACUUUUCCUUGCGCUGUGCAUCUGGUCUUAACAAACCAACCAACCAUUUUUACCAAAUGGAUUUCUUGACUCAAACUUCAAUUACGGAUUCUGAUAUCCAAUGUGACGACAUGUUUCUCGACCUCCAUGAUUUUUCCAUCAUAAAAAAUGGUGGUUACGACCCAUGUAUUCUUAUUGGUGAGGAAAGAAUAUUUUUUAGCUCCGACUCCAUAGAUGCUUCUGAUCGAUUCUCAAUAAAUGACCAAGCUCUCACUCCAGACUUCUUAAACAAAAUCAAGACAUCUGGUCUGCCAAAUCAUAGUCUUCGAUUGAAAGUCGGGUGUCCUGUGAUGUUGCUUAGAAACAUGGAUCACACGGAAGGAUUAAUGAAUGGUACUAGACUACAGAUUACAGAGAUGUGUGAUUUCAUGGUGAAGGCAAAAGUAAUUACUGGACGAAAUGUUGGUCGUACCGUGGUAAUUCCUAGACUUUCUAUCACACCAUCAGAUAAGAAGUUGCCUUUCAAAAUGAGAAGGCGACAACUGCCUAUUGCUGUUGCAUUUGCUAUUACCAUCAAUAAGAGUCAAGGCCAAUCUCUAUCCGAAGUCGGUUUGUAUCUACCAAGAGAUGUUUUCUCUCAUGGACAGCUAUACGUGGCAAUUUCCAGGGUCACAUCGAAGAAGGGUUUGAAAAUUUUGAUUCUUGACAAUGAAGGGAAACCGCUUAAGACUACAAAGAAUGUUGUCUUCAAAGAGAUUUUUCAGAAUCUCUAA
This is a messenger RNA of Raphanus sativus (radish), 990 nucleotides long. RefSeq lists its product as uncharacterized. Lineage: Eukaryota; Viridiplantae; Streptophyta; Magnoliopsida; Brassicales; Brassicaceae. The transcript is spliced from 3 exons. The record is from RefSeq and is a predicted model, not a curated record. Bases 1 to 990 code for a protein of 329 amino acids.